AUGGGACUCAAGGUCAACCGCCAAAUGCAUUGUCUUCCCUUUGUCGAACUGUUAUUGCUUUCAGAAGGUGGUCAAGUGAAGUGCUUCUGCGAUCGCGAUUCUUGCGACGACAACCUUCUGUGUCAAGGCGAUUACUGUUUCAUCGGACUGCGACGUGAAGAUGGUGGUGAGACACCGAAAUUGCGCCAACAUUGUGCUUCAGCGAGUGAAAUACCGUAUUUAACUGGUGGUCAUGCGCGUUGUGAGGAACGAAUCGACAACUGGCAAGAGGUGUGCAAAUGUGAAGAAGACUUUUGCAAUACCUUUGCCUAUUUACGGUCAUCAAUUGAUUCGCGACAGGACCGAGGUGAUGUCGUGCAGUUUACGAAGCAAGAUGCACCGUAUAAUCCGGCUCAUACCAGACCGGAAGAACUCAUUGAAAAGGCUGGAUGCAACAACUCCAGAUGA
Molecule: messenger RNA, 447 nt
Organism: Ostertagia ostertagi
Lineage: Eukaryota; Metazoa; Nematoda; Chromadorea; Rhabditida; Trichostrongylidae
Source: the annotation of a GenBank genome assembly